AUGCACAGGCGAAUUCGUCCGCUCUCUGUUUUUUACUUUGGUGAACGGAUCAAGAUUUCAUGUCUCAAACCCUUUUUGAACAAUUUUAGACUUGUUAAUGUGUUGGAUUUGGAGGGCACUAGAAUAAUUGGUCAUUUUCCUCAAGAAGUAACAUUAAUGGUUCAUAUAAGAUACUUAGCAAUCACAUGUAGUGGGGGUUCAGAACUUCCAGAAUCCAUUGCGAAUCUAUGGAAUCUGCAAUUCUGGAUGGUGUACAAUCUUGAGGUAAAUCACUUGCCGAAAUCCUUUUGGCAGAUGAAAAGCUUGAGGCAAGUACAUAUUCACAAGAUGCCCUUGGCAUUACCGUGGAGUUUCAUAUCGACAUUCGAGCAAUUGCCUAAACUGGAGGUUCUCAAGUUAGUGUACCAUGGAUUAAGAGCCAAAAGAUGGGACGUGAAGGAUGGCACAUUCUUGAAUCUCAAGUACUUGAAACUCCAAUUCUCUCGUUUAUUGAAGAAUGGACUGUACAAGGGGAGCCAUUCCCCAGCCUCGAACGACUUACUUUGA
Molecule: messenger RNA, 546 nt
Organism: Oldenlandia corymbosa var. corymbosa
Lineage: Eukaryota; Viridiplantae; Streptophyta; Magnoliopsida; Gentianales; Rubiaceae
Source: the annotation of a GenBank genome assembly